Molecule: messenger RNA, 1476 nt
Organism: Paramecium tetraurelia
Lineage: Eukaryota; Ciliophora; Oligohymenophorea; Peniculida; Parameciidae
Exons: 3
Source: RefSeq, a predicted model, not a curated record
AUGCGUAUAUAAGAAGGAGCUAUUGAAACAUUUUAUUAUUAUCUCUGGCUUCAAAAUGACUCCAUCAAAUAAAACAAAGUCGAAUUCCAUCUCCCAGACACUCUCAUCUACAGAUUGGGAGUCAUUCAGGCCUGGUACUUCACUCAUAACAAUGAAAUACUUGUAAAAAAACUCGAAAAUAGGACUCUGCCAAAUAUAGAAACUGCAUUCCUUAAAGAUUGUGAGAAUGAUGUGUGUGCAUAUUUCAUCAGUUGUAAACCCAGAAGAGAUUUUUAUAAUACCCAAGAAACCAGAGGAGAAUUCCUCUAAGAUUAACUCAAUAUUGAUUGCAGAACCUCAAUUCUCUAUCUAAACCAACAGCAAUUCAAGACAUUCAUACACAAUCCGAAUAUUCACAGAAAUGGAAUUUUGUAGAAAUUUACUAAACCUGCUCUCCCCAAAGAAAAUGUCAUCCAAGCUAUAUGGAGCUAAAAUCUCCUCCUCUUAAGUUAAAGAGUCAACAACAUUGAACUAACCUCCAAUAAAUUUGAUGUUUAAGAAAAAUGCUCAACAUUUAAUAGUCCCGAAUCUUAUUCCAAAGCCUACCCUGUUAAGUCUAAAGUAAUAACAACGCAAAUUCGAAGACUUAUUAAUUAUAUCACCACAAGAAUUUGCGUUGUGACUUAUGAGAAAUUUAGAGUUAACAGGGCAGUUCUCUAUUGCAAACUUGAUUAUCUGUAAAGAAUCAACAUCCUAUAUUGCACGUCCCUAAGAUCUAAUGAUGAAUGUCCUUAUCCUAUUCAAUUUGGGCAAUUACUCAGACCUGAAAAUGUCAAGAAUACCAUCACGACAAAUAAACAGAAACCUAUUAAAUUGAUAAUGGAUGUCCAAUGUUUAUCUUGCCAGCAAUUUUGUUAAACUGAAGACUUGCACCCCAUCAAAUAUAAACUAUUGAUUACACAAGGAGAACAUUAUAGGAUGGAUAUAAAACCCUAUUCAACUGGUGUUAAAAGAGCUGACCAUUAGCAAACUGAAGAUAAUCCAGAAAACUACAUAGCAAACACUACUAAAUUAAUACCAGACAUCAUCAAGAAGCUUUUCCCCUCUAUGUCAUACACUGAAUUUGCAGAAAUGAAAGAAAAUUCAGCCUUCUUAAACAAAGAAUUACUUGUUUGUUUUAAUUGCUACCUGAAAUUUACAUAAUGUAGGUUGAGAAAAACUCAAACAAGUAGACAACUAUAAGUAAAAUAAAAAAAUAGAUCCAUUACUGAUUUGAUCAGAUAGGCAUCUUAAGAAAUAUCCUAAAGAAACACUGAGAGGGAUCAUAGUGGAAAUAAGGAAUAUUAGAAAAUGAGUGUAUGUUUAACCUAAAGAGGUCCUUUAGUUAAAACGGCUGAAGCUAUGACAAUGAGAUCUACUAUGAAAUCUUCUCGAACUUCCUCUAUUAUGAAGAAUAAUAUCACAUUAAGAACUACUGGUAGAAAAUCCUCAGUUUGA